Molecule: messenger RNA, 4144 nt
Organism: Capsaspora owczarzaki ATCC 30864
Lineage: Eukaryota; Filasterea; Ministeriida; Capsasporidae
Exons: 9
Coding region: 144-3896 (1250 amino acids)
Molecular function (GO): metal ion binding
Source: RefSeq, a predicted model, not a curated record
UUUUUUUUUCCUUUUUGUGUUUUGUUUGUUUGUUUUUCUAUUCAAUUUUGCGCACUUUUUUUUUUUUUUUUUUUUUAACUACCGCCUUCGCUUUGCUUCCAAUUCGCUCGUCUCGUCUCGUCUCGUCUCGUCUCGACUCAGCCAUGUUCCAGCCGCUGAGCCCCAGUCCAUCCGCGCUGUCCACCAGCGGCACGCCGACCGGCAGCGCGGACGAGGCCAUGUCCAAGCGCCAGCGCAAGGUCAAAUUGGCCAAACUCCAGGCAAUGCUCGGCGAUCCGCUCUCCGAACGAGACCUCAAAUCGCAAAACCUCCUCCAGUCGCCGUCGCUGGGGAGCUCGGCCACUGCGUCGGACGCGUCGUCGGUGGCGAUUUUGUCUUCGCGCUUCCGCGACUCGCUCGAGCGGCUCUCUGUGCUGUUUGAAGACCAGAAUGCGGUCGAGGCGCUGCUUGCGAACGUCAUUGGCUUUGAUACGGACGACAACGACGAUGACGACGCCAACGACGACGACGACGACGACAAUGACGACGAGAGUGACGACGAAGGCGCACCGCCACAGUCCCGCAGCACCCGCUCCAAAUCGCGCGCCAAGAAGCUCGAAGCUCGUCUCGCCAGACGCCGCAAGCUGCGAAAGCUGCACCACUUUUUCGGAGACCGGCCGACCCGCGAUCUGCUGUUUGAGCAGCACAUUUUCAGAAACCUCGAGCAGGAGAUCACAGACGUGUUUGCCGCUGGACCCGAGGGCGAUCAGCUGCGAGGCGUGCUCAACAAGCUCCGGGAGCGCUUCAGAACCAAGAGCCAAGAGGAACAGGAUGCGCUGAAUCGCAUGCAGGCACUGGCGCCCCCGACCAUCAACGUCCCGGUGGGCACCAUGACCUUGACGAAAAAGCAACGCACUGCCAAGCUGAGCAAGUUGACUCAAGUGUUGGGUGCUCCGCUCUCGCUGGAGCAGCUUCUCGGCCAAUCUCUCUUUGACGAUGGCACCUCGCCCCAGCCAGAAGAAGGGGUGGAUUCCGAGGAAGCAAUCGCCACCAACCCCGACGUGCUCAUGCACUCCAUUUCCAAACUAAAGACGAUUGUAGGCGACGAAGAGGCCAUGCAAGACGUUCUCUCUCAGAUCGUGGACGACCAAGAGCCUCCCAAUCCGAAGGAAACACGUCAGCACCGCAUGAAAAAGCUGCACAACUUCUUUGGAGACGCCCCGGCGCGACACUUGCUGUUUGAGCAGCAAAUUCUGCAGUCGCUCGAAGACGUCAUUGCUGAAGAGCCGCCGGCACAGCAGGCCGCCUUGCGAAGCCAGCUCUCCGACCUGCGUGCAAGCUUCUCGGCGUACAAGCGCCAGUCUCUUGCUAAGGCUGUGGCAACACAAGGGGCCGCGCCCGUCCCGUCGACCGGCACCGCACCCAACCCGCUGACCAAGCAGCAGCGCAUCAAAAAGCUGGUCAAGCUGCAGCAGAUUCUUGGCGCAGAACUACCGGCCUCGGAAGAAUCCUCGCAGCUCAUGCUGCCAAAGAUGGGCGAUCGCCGGGAGAGCAUUGCAAGUGUCGCGUCGACGACAUCUUCCUCGUCCGGCUCGAACGCUGUGGGGCUCCACUUGCGUCGUCUGAGCCGCAUUGUCGACGACCAGGACGCUGUUGAAGGCUUGCUGGCGUCCGUGCUCGGAAUUCUCGACCAGAAUGAGCAGCUCAACAAGGAGUUGCGCAAGAAACGGCUGCGCAAACUGCACCACUUUUUCGGUGACCGCCCACAGCGCGAUUUGCUGUUUGAGCAUCUCGUCUUUGAACAGGUCGAGCUCGAAAUCGAAACCGAGGGCCCCGACUCUGAGCGCAAGGCCCACGCGGAAGAACUGGAGCGCUUGCGCCGUCGCUUCAAGGAACAAAGCGAGCGCGAUCUCAAGCAGCUGGGCUAUCGUCCUCACACUCGCACGGAGACCAAGGUUGUGCUGGCCACUGGUGGCGUGGGUCAGUCCGCCUACCAGACCCUGAGCAAGAAGCAGCGUGUUCGCAAGCUCACCAAGCUCCAAGAGUUGCUUGGUGAAACAUUGCCUGUUGAGGAGCAGAUGAAUCAGUCCAUUGUUACACCAACCGCUCGUCCUGCCUCGGGCGCGCAUACCAUUGCUUCGAAUCGCGAAAAGCUCAAGCAAUCUGUCAAGCAAAUCUCGUCCAUUCUGCAAGACGACCCGACUGCCCUGCACUCUGUGCUGGAAACGCUGCAAAGCUCUGGCACCGACACCGAGUCCGAAGACCUGGACGCCGACGCGACUCCGCAAGAAAAGGAGCUGCGACGAAAGCGCUUGCGAAAGCUGCAAAGUUUCUUUGGCGAUCGCCCGUCGGAGAAUAUUUUGCUGGAGCAGCAAGUCAUUCAACGGCUGGAGGCACGCGUCAACGCCGAAUUGGACGCAGCCGCACGCGCGGAACUGGAGGCUGACCUGGACGUGAUGCGUCGCAGCUUGACUGCCAGUCGAACCGACAUUCCCAACGUGGCUCUUACCUCUGGUCUGAUGUCUGGUGGCACCAAGGCCUCAAGCGCGCUUGCAAUCAAUCCUGCUGAAUACGAUCCUGACGAAGCCACCAACACUGCGGCCCUGCUGGCGCAGAAGGACGACGACGACAAGACGAACAAGUUACUCGACGUUGCGCAUCACUCGUCGAGCGAGCGGUUUGCCAAGCAGUCCAUGCAAGGCUAUCGCAUUCUUGGCUUUGUCAGUGGCAAAGAGGACCCAGCGCCGGCAACCACAUCCAUCACAAAGCUUCCUUCGUUCAUGACGGUGGGCGACAGCGCCAACCGCUCGGCAAUCCGUCGCAUUGACGAGCGAUUCGGGGACUCGUCUCCGCUUGCGAUCGAAGGGCGUGUUUUGCUGCACGAAGGCGCGCUCACUGUCAUUGACGAGAAGGGCAAUCGCAAGAAGCGCGAAUUCUUCUUGUUCAACGAUGUGCUCGUGUAUGGCAAAAAGAAACUGAGCCGACUUGGCAGCAAGCAUGUGAUGCCGCUCGACAACCUCGGUGUCAUUUCGGUUGCCGAUGAUGUUUCCACGGAUGUCAAGAACGUCUUCCACAUUGUGCUGAUGAGCGCGCCCGAGCGCUUGACUGUGUGCACCGAGUCUGUUGCUGAAAAGCAGAUGUGGAUUGACCAGAUCACGACUGCCGUCACGCACGCAGUGAUUUCGUGGCACGGUGAGCUCAAGGAUGUCGACGCCGGCCAAAUCUGGACCCCGCAGUGGAUGCCAGAGACGGAUGUCCGACUGUGCUCCCUCUGCCUGCAAACUCGCUUUUCAAUGCUCCACCGCAAGCACCACUGCUCCGUGUGUGGUCUGGUUGUGUGUAGCAGCUGCUCUCCCCAUCUCGCACCGGUCGCGCGCACCACCGCAAUCGGAGCUGCAAUUCUGCGCUCGCGAAACCAGAAACGCUCCUCGCCUGCUGCCAACAGCCCUGACGAUCUGAGCAACAGCUCGAGCACGCUAUAUGGUAGCAACUCGAAUCUGGAGCGCAGCAGCACACUUGGUUCGCAAAGCGCGCUUUCUUCCGAUGACUCUGAUAACGUUUACGUGCGGGUUUGCAGCUCGUGCACGGAGAAGGGAGUCAGUCUGAUUGCGAACUCGGCCAAGCUGGCAGAGUGGAACUGCGAUCUCGCUGUCUUUGAGCGGGAGCUGGCCAAAACGCGCAACCUUCAUGCGCACAAUCCUCCGAACGCGCCAAACAAUGCUGCGCUUCUGGAUAUGGUCGACGUUCUCACGCGCAAAGUCAUCCACUACUUGUCCAACAUUGCGCGGUUUGAGUACAUUCUCGAAAUCCGGUCGCGCAAGCGUCUCAAUGCCGGCAAGAAAGCACCCCGCGCCAAGCUGCUUUACGACACUGUCCAGCUGAGUCUGCGCAACUCCAAUCCCGAGUCGGACAUUUAACUGACAAGGAUGGCUCUGUUUUGACUCUGCAUUGGCUCUACCUUUUGGUGGCGGCGGGGUUUUUUUUUUUUGGGGGGGGGGGUUGUCGUUUAUGAAUGCGAAUGUGCGUGUGGAUGUGUGUGAGUGCGGGGUGUGUUUGUUUCUUCAGACCUCCAGUGCGCUGGAACCAGUGUGCCUGUGUCUUGCUUUGUGCGUGUGUCGUUGAUGGUGCUUCCGCUGUGAACUGUUCUGCAAUCCAAAGCUUCGAU